AAACCUAAAUCAUAACAAUCACACAUGCAAAUGACCAUCUUCUUCUUCUUCUCCACCACACCAAUCCUUCUCUUUCUCUUCCUUUCAUGGCGGCUUACAGUUUCCACCGGAAAAUAAUGGAAGAGACACCCAACGCCACCAUUUGCUUAAUUCAAUGUGAUCCACAACAAAACCUCAACGGCCUUUGCAUAUCCCUCUGCUCUAAAGUCUGUCCCAACGUUUGCAACACCAUUCAAUCAGCACCGCCGCCCACCGACGAUUACAUCCUUAUUCCACCACCAAUACCCCACCACUCCUCACUCAGUCUUCCCCUCAAGAUCUCCCUUGUUAUCCUCGUUACCACUUUUUCUCUCUUCCUUCUCUACAGCCUCUACAAGUUGUACACUGUCUGGUACCGCUCAAGAAGCCGCCGCCGCCCGCCGCCGCCUGGAAAUCAAGAAACUCUUGAUGAAUUUGUUGAUCACGACGUUCUUGAUCACCCCAUCUGGUACAUCAGGACUAUCGGUCUUCAACCGUCAGUAAUCAAUGCAAUUACCGUCGUGAAAUAUAGUAAAACCGAUGGUCUCAUCGAAGGAGCGGAUUGCUCUGUUUGUUUGAGCGAGUUUCAAGAAGAUGAGACGCUUAGAUUAUUACCCAAGUGUAAUCAUGCUUUUCACAUAUCUUGUAUUGAUACAUGGCUCAGAUCACACACAAAUUGCCCUCUGUGUCGAGCCGGAAUCGUCAAGAACACCACCACUUCGUCUUCAUCCGACCAAAACUUGGAUGAUUCCGGUCAGAUGGAAGAAACCCAGAUGGCGAUUUCGAUUCCAGAGGAGGUUGAUGGAGGACAAAGACUAAGGGAAGAAGAUCAUCAAGGUUCUGAAUUGAGAAUUGGGGUAGUCGAUGAAGAAGAUCUGAAUAAUAACAAUAAUAAAGGAGAAAUGGUUGGUGGAGGUGGAACCAGUGAUUUCUUGAUCAUAAGAAGGGCAGUUUCUUUGAACGAUUAUGCAGCUUGUAGGAUUGGAUCUGAUGUAAAUAAUAAUAAUUAUUAUUCUGAUCGCCAUCAAGUUCAAAUUCAACCUGUUGAAGGUGAUUGGGUGUUGAGUAGAAGGGAUUAGAGACAUGUUCUGAUUUGAAACCAUUCCCAAUUCCAUGAUUCUUGAGGUUUGGAAAGUUCUGUUUUCAAGUGAUCACAGCAGGAGAAAGAACCCUAAUUCAUCAACAUCUUGGCUCCCUUUUUCUUUCAAGUUACAGAUACCAAUUUCUCAUUUCUGGGUGGGAUGUUUUACUAAGUGAGAUAUCUCAACAACUCUCAACAAGCAAAGAGAGUCUUCAUGUUUCAUUUUCCUUUUGAAAUUUCUGUUUUUCAUUUAAAACUGCUUAACAGAACAUAUACUUGUGGUGGUGUUAUGUCUCAAUUGUUCAUUAAAGAACAACUCCCACAAAAAAUAAUGGUUGUAAAAUCUUGUUUUGUUUCUUGAACAAGAAACACAGAAUUAUAAGUGCACAGUUUUGCUGUUAUCAAGUAAUUAUCAGUUCUGUUUUC
Cynara cardunculus var. scolymus (artichoke) is the source of this 1525-nucleotide messenger RNA. Its product is annotated as RING-H2 finger protein ATL54. Gene Ontology annotation, biological process: protein ubiquitination. The coding region runs from base 87 to 1097 and encodes 336 amino acids. The transcript has a single exon. The record is from RefSeq and is a predicted model, not a curated record. Lineage: Eukaryota; Viridiplantae; Streptophyta; Magnoliopsida; Asterales; Asteraceae.